AGAGCGAGCUGCGAGCUGCGAGCCGUGAGCCAGGUGAGCUUGUGCUUUGCUCUCGGCAGGUGAGUCGAGCCGCAGGACGCGAGCUGCCAGGGUGCUCUUUUCGUGGUGCGUGUUCAGUUCCGCCGCCGCCGCCGAAUGCUUCGAUUCUUGAAUAGCAUGUGACACCGAGGCUUCUUGAAACAACAGAAUGAGCGAGCGCCAGAUUCCGCACCUGCGCGACAUCUUCGGAGUGCCGUUCGACGGGAUCGAGAGCAGUCCGCGGUCGCGGCGCCGACGGCGGCGCCACGAUGACUUCCACCAGCUGGCGUCGCACUUCGACUCGAUGCACGUCAACGGCGACUCGAGCGGCGGCACCACCGACCCCGACAGCGCCGUCUCCGUCGGCUCCAGCGGAGAGGACGAGGCGAUGCAGCAGCAGCAGCAGGAAAAGCCGGUGAAGAGCCGCAAAUCGAGCAGCAAGCGGGACAACGAGUUCGGACACCGGACGCUGUCGCAGAAGGACGUGCGGCACCUGGAGCGACACCUGUCGAUGAAGAAGACGAUCCGCAAGAAGAUCAUGCGCGACCUGCAGCAGGCGUUCGUCGAGGACCCGAGCGAGUUCAGGGUGGACCCUGAGCAGCAGGGCCGGCGCGAGGUGAACCUGAUCGGCAACCUGAACUUCAACGGGCCGUCGCAGCAGUCGGACGCCAAUUUCCUCGAGAUUUUGCGCGACGACGACCGCGACUCGGGACACAGCAGUCCGACCAGGCAGAGCCGCAGGGACAGCAGGCAGCAGCACCUCGACGCCGCCAGGACAGACGACAACAAGCGCCAGACCAGCUUCUGGAAACGCUUCGCCUUCAUGGGCAAGAGCAAGAGAUGAAAUCGCCCCCCGAUCGCACACGUUCAAAUAAUAAAAUGCUUCCAUAAUUUUUUUUUAUUAAUUAUUUCUCGUAAUUGUAGUUUUUUUAGGUAAGUAGAUUCUCACGCCCUAAUUGUUGACGCUUCUACGCGAGUAUAGCAGGGCAUGCGUUUACUUUGUCUGAAGUUGGAAGCGAUUUACGAAGAGCAUCGCGUUUUUUGGCGGGAAAAAACAAUCAGUGACUUUCGUUGAACUGUAUUUUGCCUUUUUAAGAACUUUCUACGUCUAUUUAAACCCUCCAAUUCAUUAAAAAUUAAAAAAAUUAAUUGUGCGACCAAUAGCAGCUGCCACGCCCCUUAUUAAGAUUUUUGGAGCCACGCCUAUAGAAAUGUUUCCAUCGACCGGGUUUUGAAAUUAAAAAAUACUAUAUUUUUUGGCAGAUUUUUUCAUGUGCGUGAAGCCGAAAUGUUCGGCGUUGAAAUAGCCGAAAUCGACCUCCGAAGACAGGGGCGUAACCGAGGGAAUGUAAUUUGGCGGCGCACCACGCCCCCUAUGAGCAGUGCACUCUUGCCUGCCGUGUCCGCGCUGCCAUAUUUUAUUCCCUCGGUUACGCCCCCCUCUUCGGAGGCCGAUUUCGGCUGUUUCUCGAGGGGGGCGUAACCGAGGGAGUCCAUUUUUCCCAGCUAGAAAAUUUAAAAACCAUUCAGACUAAGUACGCGUGAUCCCUCACAGGACAGACGGGGAAAAAUUAAUAUUUCUCAUUAUUCGGAGAGGUGAUCGCGACAGUAAAAUCUUGUUGGGUGCGUCUUCUUGUUCGUGACGAAGAGCGCGUGAUGUCACUCUUGUUGACCUCACAAGAUGUUUUAUUUCUAAAACAUUCUUGCCCAGCCUGCAGAUUUGAAGCCGGUUUAAGAAGCAAGAAAUGACGUCACUGAUGGAGUCACUCUUUUGAAAAUAAUAAAAAUCAUUGUUUUUCCCCUGGGCAGCGGUAGGUACAUUUUAAACCGAACAGAUUCAGUUCUAAGCUAGCUACAGAGAUGUGCUUUGGACCAAAACACCUGUAAAAAAUGUCCUCUGCAACUUUGCAAUUUGGUUCAAGGUCGAAGGUCAAACUGAUUUAUUUAAAUAUGUGAUUUUUCCGACUGGUUUGAAAUGUAGCUGCGCCCUGUAAUGUCCUUUGCAUUAAUUUCUAAGUCUUUAAUGUGAUACCUUUUUACUUUGGAUUUCGGUUUUGAUUUAAGCACAAUUUUAUCAUUAUUAGAUGAAAAGAGAUUUUAAUUUUCUGUUAAUUCAUGUGCAAUUUUGUUGUAUGAGAACUGAAGUGUGAAUGAACUAUUUUUAAAAUUCUGCAA
Molecule: messenger RNA, 2193 nt
Organism: Cloeon dipterum
Lineage: Eukaryota; Metazoa; Arthropoda; Insecta; Ephemeroptera; Baetidae
Exons: 3
Coding region: 188-862 (224 amino acids)
Source: RefSeq, a predicted model, not a curated record